This is a messenger RNA of Diabrotica balteata, 564 nucleotides long. Lineage: Eukaryota; Metazoa; Arthropoda; Insecta; Coleoptera; Chrysomelidae. The record is from the annotation of a GenBank genome assembly.
AUGAACACAGUGUGGUCCAUCAGAAAUCAACCGAUAGUAAGUAGAAUAAAAAGAAAAGACUGCUGGGCACUGCAUAUGAAAGAACAUCCGGAUUACAAGUACCGUCCACGAAGAAAACCCAAACCACUAAUGAAGAAAGAACCAAAAUUUGGUUUUUCAAUAUCCCCUCUUCUGGCCAAUAGUCAACUAGAUAAUUCUCAAUUACAUCGUCCGUUAAUGCCGCCCAUUUCAACAGCAUCUGGACUUUCAUCAUUUGACCACGAACAUUUAAAACUCCCAAGAACUCUUUUCCCCCCUCUACCAUACCUUUACCAUCCCUUCCGACACCCUGAUGAAUCAAAGUUUGCCGCAGAACUAGCUCUUCUAUACAGCAAUAGUCCAAUUUACCCUCCAGGUUUCAACUGGCCAAUAGCCAAUAAUGUAAAUACCAGUGUUCCAUGUAACAUUUGUCCUCCCACCUUUUCCAGGAGGUCACCAAGUCCAGACUCCAUCAAGAGGCCCGUCUGUGUGAUAAUGAAGAACGACGAAUUCAGGAACGAGCCACUUCCUGCACAUGUUAUAUGA